Chilo suppressalis (striped riceborer) is the source of this 1830-nucleotide messenger RNA. Lineage: Eukaryota; Metazoa; Arthropoda; Insecta; Lepidoptera; Crambidae. The record is from the annotation of a GenBank genome assembly.
UGAAUCGGUGCGCACACGCAAACGCACGCGCCGUGUUUUGUUUUGUUUAUCAUCCUUGCACUGGCACUGACCACUGCUGUGUGUGUAGUAGUUGGAGCAGCCGCACUGUAUACCCUUCCCUUUUGUAUAAUGAACUUUUUUAUCAGAAUCGCGCCGUCACUCGCGCGCUCCACACGGAUUUAGUUCCUAUUUGAAUAAUACAAGUGUGUCAGUUAAAGCGGACGGUUGAUAACUUGUCACACAGUGAAAUGGCACCGGUUACAAAUAGCGUUGUUGGAAUCGACGACGACCAACGUUUUGCUCUUAUGAAGUUUCGAAGGAGCGUAAAAGAUGUCCUUAAACCGGAAUACAACGAUCACUUUUUAUUGAGGUGGCUUAGAGCAAGACAAUGGGAUCCAGAAGCUGCGGAAAAAAUGCUCAGAGAUUCUAUGAAGUGGCGAGAGAAAUGGGGCGUUGAUACAACCCUUCAGACGUGGAAGCCCCCGGAAGUACUUGAGAAGCAUUUCCCCAGCGGAAGCACUGGCUUCGAUAAGGAAGGAUCACCUGUGAUAAUAGUUCCAUUCGUCGGUUUGGACGUGUGGGGACUUCUGCAUUCCAUCAGUCGCACCGAUAUCAUAAGAUUGGUUCUAGUCCACCUUGAAAACUAUCUCGCCACAGCCCGGAAACAAGCACAAGUGCACGGGCCCGCUGCCUUAAAGGUGACUGUGAUAUUUGACAUGGAAGGGUUCAACAUGCGACAGUACGCGUGGAAGCCUGCCGCCGAAAUGGUGGUCACACUGCUCAAGAUCUACGAGGCCAACUAUCCGGAGAUACUGAAGACCUGUUUCAUUGUUAACGCGCCGAAAGUGUUUACCCUGGCGUUCGCAGUGGUAAAGAAGUUCAUGCAUGAGUACACGAUAUCGAAGAUCAAGAUAUACGGCACGGACAGCAAGAAGUGGAAGGCGCAGGUGCUCACGAUGGUGGAGGCGGACCAGCUGCCGGUGUACUAUGGCGGGUCAGUGGUCGACGACAACGGUGACCCGCGAUGUCAGCUUAUUGUCAAACCUGGCGGCAAGGUUCCCAAGUGUUACUACACGAAAAAUACAAGCAAGGAAAACAAAAAAGAAUACAGCAAAGUAACUAUCAAGACUGGCGACACACACGUCGUCGACUUAUUAUGCGCUGAUCCUGAAAGCGUUUUAAAAUGGGAUUUGGGUGUGGAGAGCCACGACAUUAAGUGGUCGGUGCGGCGGCGCGACGCUGAGGGUACAGAAGAGGUGGUGCACGGGCCGCACACGUUGCACCCCGGCGCGCCUUCUGUGGGCCUGCUGCCAGUCAGCGGCCCCGCCACAUAUUCGGUGAUGUUCGACAACUCCAAUGCGUUCAUGAGGAGCAAGAAAGUUUAUUACGACUUGGUGAUAGCAGUCCCAGCCAAAGAUCUCGACACCAGCGACAUUCCCGAGGAUGACGCCUCGUCCUCAAACUCAACCGCUUUAUGAAAUUCAGAGUCUCUGUUGCGGUCAUGGACUUUUAUUUAAACUAGGCAAAGAAAGAGUUGGUGCAAGAAACGUACCCAAGUCCAAGCAGGAUCCAUUCCCCGUAGCAGAAGCACCACAAUUUUAUUUAAGUACAUAUUUUAUUGCGCCUAACGAUCAAACUCCAUAGAAAUUCGACAAGUGAGCGAUUAAAAAGAACGAUAUAUCAUACCGCGGUGCUCUUGCAAGGAGUUUUUUUUAAUUCAUGUUUUACGGCCGCACUUUUCACCAUUUCGGCCUUCAUGCAAGGGGAGCAGAGGUUAGUGGUGUCGAUUCUGGUAUAAUUCUCAAACCAUAUACUUAAAUUUGACAACAG